CGCCCCACGCUCGGUGCGGGAGGACGCGGGGGCUCGGCCCAGCGGGCCAGCGCGCGGAGUGUGCGUGUCUUGAGCAGGGGGCUGGCUGCUGCGGCCGUGCAGCCGGCCCGGACCCGGCGCUGUUGGGAAGCGCGCUCUCCACUUUCACUGCCUGUGGACCCACUAUGAGGCGCCUGGGCUCGGUGCAGCGCAAGAUGCCGUGUGUGUUUGUGACGGAGGUGAGAGAGGAGCCUUCCACCAAAAGGGAGCAUCAGCCAUUUAAAGUUUUGGCAACUGAAACUAUAAGUCACAAGGCAUUAGAUGCAGAUAUAUACAGUGCAAUUCCAACAGAAAAAGUGGAUGGAACAUGUUGUUAUGUUACUACCUACAAAGGUCAGCCAUACCUUUGGGCUCGGCUAGAUAGAAAACCUAACAAACUAGCUGAGAAAAGAUUUAAAAAUUUUCUACAUUCAAAACAAAACUCAAAAGAAUUUUUUUGGAAUAUUGAGGAGGACUUCAGACCCGUUCCAGAGUGCUGGAUACCAGCAAAGGAAAUAGAACAAUUAAAUGGGAAUCCAAUGCCUGAUGAAAAUGGACACAUUCCUGGUUGGGUACCAGUGGAGAAAAACAACAAACAGUAUUGCUGGCAUUCCUCUGUAGUGAAUUAUGAAUUUGAAAUGGCCCUGGUACUGAGGCAUCAUUCUGAUGAUCCUGGGCUUUUGGAAGUUAGUGCAGUGCCACUCUCAGAUCUCUUAGAACAAACACUGGAGCUUAUAGGAACCAAUAUUAAUGGAAACCCAUAUGGGUUAGGAAGCAAGAAGCAUCCAUUACAUCUUCUUAUACCACAUGGAGCAUUUCAAAUAAGAAAUCUACCUACCUUGAAGCACAAUGAUCUGCUGUCCUGGUUUGAAGGCUGCAGAGAGGGUAAAAUUGAAGGAAUAGUAUGGCAUUGCAGUGAUGGCUGUUUAAUCAAGGUCCACCGCCAUCAUCUUGGUUUAUGCUGGCCAAUCCCAGAUACUUAUAUGAAUUCAAAACCAGUUAUUAUCAACAUGAAUUUGAACAAAUAUGAGUAUGCCUUUGAUCCUAAGUGUCUAUUUAAUCAUUUUUCAAAAAUAGAUAAUCAGAAAUUUGGUAGGCUCAAAGAUAUAAUUCUCAAUGUAUAAAGUGAAAGUGCAAUUAAAAACCAGCUUCAUUGUU
Messenger RNA from Hippopotamus amphibius kiboko, 1176 nucleotides. RefSeq names its product RNA 5'-phosphate and 3'-OH ligase 1 (gene RLIG1). NCBI's taxonomy places the organism in Eukaryota, Metazoa, Chordata, Mammalia, Artiodactyla, Hippopotamidae. Gene Ontology annotation, molecular function: RNA ligase (ATP) activity. The transcript is spliced from 7 exons. The coding region runs from base 165 to 1142 and encodes 325 amino acids. Gene Ontology annotation, biological process: response to reactive oxygen species. The record is from RefSeq and is a predicted model, not a curated record.